Molecule: messenger RNA, 780 nt
Organism: Acanthosepion pharaonis
Lineage: Eukaryota; Metazoa; Mollusca; Cephalopoda; Sepiida; Sepiidae
Source: the annotation of a GenBank genome assembly
AUGUUGUCUUCAGAGGAAACACAGGAUGAUACCAUCCGCAUGAAGGUUGGAUAUAAUGGUGACAUCCUGGUAACAAGUAUAGCCAGUGAAAUUACAUAUGAAAAUCUGCGGAAAGAAAUAAAGGAAAUCUGUAAUUUUCAGGCUGGUCAGUUAUUUACGAUGAAAUGGGUUGAUGAAGAAGGUGAUCCAUGUGUAUUGUCCUGUCAGGUAGAACUUGAUGAAGCUAUACGUUUGUAUGAAUUAAAUAAAGAUUCUGAACUCACCAUCCAUGUAUUUCCUAACGUCCCUGAAAAACCUGGUAUGCCAUGUAUCGGAGAAGAUCGUAAUAUCUACCGUAGAGGCGCCAGACGUUGGCGGAAGCUGUACAGAGUUAACGGACAUUUAUUCCAAGGAAAACGGUUCUCUAAGAAAGCUAUCUGCUACUUUUGUUCUGAUCGGAUUUGGGGUCUUGGUCGCCAAGGAUACAAAUGUAUUAACUGCAAAUUAUUAGUUCACAAACGGUGCCAUAAAAUGGUAAAGCAAGCUUGCGGAGAUACUGUGGAACCUUUACCUGUUAAUUCAAUGAAGGAGACCCCUAUUAUUAAUAAUGACGAAUCCCCCCAGAAUGGAGUUCAUACUCCAGUUCAUGAAAGCACCAAGAAUGAGAGAAAUAAUGAGGAAAAGACACCUGUGCCACAGACACCCAGUGAGGUAUUGUUGUUCUCUUAUUUUUUUUUUUUUGUUCAAUGGCGUUUGUUAGCUGCAUGGAUUGGUUGUUGGUGUGUGCCUCUUUACAGCUAA